Molecule: messenger RNA, 355 nt
Organism: Ficedula albicollis (Collared flycatcher)
Lineage: Eukaryota; Metazoa; Chordata; Aves; Passeriformes; Muscicapidae
Product: gamma-aminobutyric acid type B receptor subunit 1-like
Exons: 2
Source: RefSeq, a predicted model, not a curated record
AUGCCGCCGCCCCCUCUGCUCUUCCUCCUCCUCCUCCUCCUCCUCGUCUCCUCCUCCCGCGGCGCCGUCCACGUCAACCUCACCGAAGGCUGCCAGAUCAUCCACCCGCCGCGGGACGGGGGGAUCCGGUACCGGGGGCUGACGCCGGACGAGGUUCGGAGCGUGCGGUUCCUGCCCUUCGACUACGAGAUCGAGUACGUCUGCCGGCCCGAGCGCGAGAUCGUGGGGCCCAAGGUGCGCAAGUGCCAGCGCGACGGCACCUGGACGGCCAUGGGCCACCCCAGCCGCUGCCGUGAGUGCCACCGGGGCGUCACCGGGGGGGCGUCCCUUUGUCGUUGGUCCUUGUCGUCUCCCC